Messenger RNA from Homarus americanus (American lobster), 4794 nucleotides. RefSeq names its product ubiquitin carboxyl-terminal hydrolase 19-like. The coding region runs from base 349 to 3747 and encodes 1132 amino acids. The transcript has 20 exons. Gene Ontology annotation, molecular function: cysteine-type deubiquitinase activity. The record is from RefSeq and is a predicted model, not a curated record. Lineage: Eukaryota; Metazoa; Arthropoda; Malacostraca; Decapoda; Nephropidae. Gene Ontology annotation, biological process: protein deubiquitination.
CCCGCACCCACCGAGAGCCUGUGGUGGUAGCUUAUGUGGUGAAAGUGUCGAGGAAACUUACUUAUUUUUAUUGUUUUUUGUGGUAGGUAAACGUCUAUUAACCACAGUAUUUGAUAGAGGCCAUGCUGAUCGUUUGAGCACAGAAACACCUCCCUGGUUGUAGAUAAUAAUACAUGUAGACUGGUCGCUGGAACGCACAACCACACACACCCCCUGGCUGGCUACCUAGUGCACCAGGGUAACACAACGUAUGAAUACAAGUACCAACCUUAUCUAGGUUGGGUGUAAUCCACGGUGCACAUCAGUGGUGAAAGAAAGCGACGGUGCUCGUCAAGUGAAGACGACACCAUGGAGCCGUCAAACAAGAAACAACAACAUCAACACAAGCAAGAUUUAGGAACAUCAACCAAGAAGAAGAAGGACAGAGAAAAUAGAAACUCCGUAUCAAAUGAUUUGGCCCAUGACUGGAUGCAAAAGAACGAAUUUGUGAUAGUGUCGGUGUGGGUUGGGCAAGGCCAUGACAAUCGGACUGUCAACAUCAACACAGAUGAAACUGAGCUUACAGUAUCCCUGCCAGAUGGCCGAAAGUUUUCCACUCAACUAUUUGAAACUGUGUUGCCAGAAGCAACUUCUAUGUCAUACAAAGGAGCUCGAUGCAUUGUUAAACUUCUGAAGAGCGACCCAAAUAUCCAUUGGCCACAUUUAGAGCCUGCCAAAAAGCCCACUCCAGAGAAAAUAAUAUCAACCAAAGCUAAGAGUUCUUCCCUGUCACCGGGCAAAACCCCAGAGAAGAAACCUGCCGAGGUGGACAACAAAGUGGAUAACAAUACUGUGUGUGUGUCCAAUGUUAAGAUAGAUUAUAUGGAAAGAGAUGCAGAGAGUCUCAUAGUGGUGUUCCUCUACAUAAAAAAUAUAAACAAGGAGACGUCUUUUGUCACUUUCACAGAAGAUUCUAUAUCGGCGAGCUUUUCAACGAGUGAUGGUCGGUUUCUUCAACAAUAUUCAGGCAGUACAGAAGAUACUGUGUUUGAAUGGGACUUAACUCUCAAAGACAAGGUUGUGCUAGAAGACUGUAAAUUCAAAGUCAAUCCAAAUAACAUAGAAAUUAAGUUAAAGAAGCAAAACAAUAAAAAAUGGGGUGCUCUAACUGCUGUCACACCAGACUCUGCUGCAAGCAAUAAAGUGGCAAAAAAUAUGUGGAUGGCAGCCAGUAAGACAGAAACUCCAACUCUGUCCAACAUUCCUCCAGCUCCACCUAUUCCACCAUCUAUGGAGAACAAGAAACCAAUGUGCCUGGUUUCACCUGUCAGUAAAGGAAUGAGAGGCGGCCCUUCCUCCUCUUCGUCAUCAAUGUGUGAUGGGGGAAGUGUUGUUCCUCGUGGAACUACUGGUUUAGACAACAUAGGCAACACCUGCUUCAUGAAUAGUGUUCUCCAGUGCCUAGUCAACACUCAAGAACUCAGGGAAUAUUUCUUAGAUUUUAAUUUCCAGCAGGACAUUAACAAGGACAACCCUCUGGGCAUGGGGGGUAAGUUAGCUGUAUCCUUUGCCAUUCUCAUGAAGCUGCUGUGGUCUGUCACUAUAUCCUCCCAUGCACCUACAAAGCUCAAGUCUAUGAUGUCCAUGAAGGCUAACCAGUUUUCUGGUUUUGCCCAACAUGAUGCUCAAGAAUUUAUGGUGGAGCUCCUGGAUGGUUUACAUGAGGAUUUGAAUCGCAUCAAGAGGAAACCAUACAUGGCAGAGCCUCCUGAUCUUGAUGGCUGGCCAGACAAGAAGGCAGCAGAUGAAUCGUGGAAACUACACAAGAUGCGGAACGACUCGAUAAUUGACGACCUCUUUAAAGGCCAGUUCAAGUCUACCCUAACAUGCCACGAGUGUAACAAAGUAUCUGUCAAAUUUGACGAGUUCUGCUGUCUCUCCGUACCUAUACCAAAAGACCAAAAGGUAAUUCAGGUGAUUUUUUUUUGGAAAGAUCCUUACCAAAAACCUAAGAAAUUUUUCAUUCGCGUGCCUGCUAAUGCUGCAAUUGAAGAGCUGAAGCAAGAACUGUAUGAACGAACUGGUGUUCAAGCAUCUUUAAUACAGGUGUUUGAAAAGUAUAAAACAAAAAUCCACAAAAUAUUCACCAAGGGAUCAACACUUUCAUCAGUUGUCCCCAGUGAUACUCUUAUGGCCUUUGAAGUUUACAACCCACAGCAGGUGGGUGAGUCAGUGGUAGAAGUGGCAGUGGUGCAGCGGAUGAUGAUCCCAAGUCCUCCAACCCGCUGUGCCUACUGCUCCAGAAAUGCUGCUUCGGGAACUAAGUUGCGUCGUUGUACCAAGUGUUUCCGUGCGGGAUACUGCCACCGAGCCUGUCAAAAAAAUCACUGGCCCAGCCACAAGGUUCACUGUAAAUUAGUUCCUGAACCUGUGGGAAGUCCGUUCAUCUUGUCUCUUCCUAGGAGCCAUGCAACAUACUCCCGCUUGGCUCGCAUCAUGGAAGCUUACGCACGAUACUCGGUCGAUAUCUUCCAACCUCCUGUAUUCCAUAAUUCUUCUCACCGAGGCAGCACAUCUAGCGUAGAACUCUCUAGUGAAGAGAAUGAUGACAUGGAGGUUGAGGAUGGUGAACCUGAGGGUAAGGGAGAUACCAGCAACAUAUUGAUGGCCGGAGAAAGUUCUCAAGGAGAAGCUCAGAGCAAUUGGGCUGAGGAGGGUGCAGUUGGCAGUGAUGGUGGCGGUUGUGACAGUGGCGGAGGCAGCGAUGGCGGGGGAGGUAGCGGAUGUGAUGAGCCUCCACAAUUGUCUACAUCCCCUAGUAUUCGAGCGGUUCAACCCCGAGGAAGUAUGCAGUUGCCAUCGGCAACACAGUUGUUUGUUAUUCGGCCCGUGAACAACCGUGCCCAGAACUUGUCGGCACCAGCGGGCGAAACACUUGAAGACAAAGGUGAUGAACCUUUAGACUUAAGUGACAAAUACUAUCUUGCCAUGGACUGGAGAACAAAUGAGAGGCUUCCAGUCCACUGCCUUGUACAAGAUAAAGAAGUGGACUGUGAAACAGAGGGCUCAUAUUCAGUACAGCGUAAUCAACCCACCAGUUUGGAGGCUUGUAUUGACCUUUUUACCCAGCCAGAAAAUUUGUCUGAAGGGGAUUCUUGGCGAUGUCCAAGAUGUAAAAAGCCGGUGGAAGCAACCAAGCAGAUGAGUGUGUGGAGGUUACCUCAUAUCCUUAUCAUACAGCUCAAGAGAUUCUCCUUCAAAUAUAGUCUCUGUUCAGACAAGAUUGACAAGUUUGUGCAGUACCCAAUUAGAGGGUUAAACCUGCGGCCUUACAUGUCAGCUGAGCCAGAAGAUGGUCCAGCCAUUUAUGAUCUCUACGGUGUUAUCAACCACAUGGGUCGGCUCUUGGGCGGCCAUUAUACCUCAUACGCUCGGCUGGUAUCAAAACACGAUUCUCGUCAGUCUGAAAUAGACUGGAGGUUGUUUGAUGAUAGUCGAGUCAACUUCUGUCCUGAGUCACGCGUCGUCAAUGAGCAAGCCUAUCUGCUCCUGUACCGACGGAGAGACACUCCAUUUUCAAUGCACAGACCUUUGCCUCCACCUGCUCCUGCAGCCCUGGAGGAAAAUGGCUUUGAACAAGGGGCAGAAAUUGAAGAGGCAACACCAAUGUCCAUCUCCUCCACCUCUCAGCUGUCCUCUUCCCAACCUUCCUCCUCCAGUCUUGAAGGAGAGGAACAGCUUAGUACUGCUCAGGAAGAACUUGACUGAAUCAGUCAUUUAUCAGUUUGAUCAAGGCGCAUGUUGGCUCUUGUAUGUAUCAGUAAUGUGCAAGUUAGUGGCUCACACUUUUAAUUAAUUUUUAUUAUUUAUUUCUGGUUGUGUAAAGUUUGUUGUACUAUAUUUCAUACUUUGAUUUUUUUUUUAAAUUACCAUCUCUCCUUUAUAUGAAUUUGUCUUUUAGAAGUAUUAUUUGAACUGCCCCACAUCUAUGAGAGGACACAAAGACACAGCUAUGAUCUAUCCCAGGUUUACAGCAGGGUUUUUCAUGCAUUUUCUCCAGAUACUAUUAUUGAUGUCAUGUAUCACCCUAUUAGCUCACACACUUUUCAGACAUAUCCAUAUACAGGUACUGUACUUGUUAAUACUCACCCUAUGCUAACAAUUAUACAUACCAUCAGUCACUAGUAAGUUAUCUUUCUUUCAUUCCACACUUCUUCAACAUGUUUUUUGUAUUUCUACUUUAACUUGUCAGUACAGUAUAGAACACACGUCCUGUGACUUCCAUUAUCCCCUGAAUCAUUUAUCUAUGAAAAAAAAUCAUUAAGAGUUCCUCACACUGCUGGGUGUAGUAUUGGCUCCACUGUUUUUAUCCAACUUUAAGAAUAUUUACGACUCCAUUAAUGUUUCUUUCUUAAAGUUCAGUCAGUUAAUAAUGGAUUUUGUCGUCCUAUUUAAUGAUGUAGGUCUGAGAACUCUUGUAAAUAUUAUUUUCCUGUGACACAAACCAUAAAAGUUUGUUUUUCAUAAUUUUGAGUCACUGUGAUCAUUGGUCAAAUGUUAUACAGUACUAAGAUUCUCAGAUGAUUUUUUUGCAGAGCAGCAUGGCAGCCUUGCAAGUGAGUAGUUUUACUAAAAGAAAAAAUGUUUGACAAUUAUGCAAAAUAUUAGAAGUUAAAUUUUUUAAGCAGAAAAUGAACAAGAAUUGUUGAUGUUUUUAAAGAGGUUGUGUAAGGCAGUACAGCACAGUUGAUGUUUGCAAAUGGACGUAAGGAUAUCCAUGUUUUUAAUUAAAGGUCUUGGAGGCACUUAUAUUUU